Messenger RNA from Neurospora hispaniola, 1788 nucleotides. Its product is annotated as mitochondrial carrier domain-containing protein. The coding region runs from base 419 to 1720 and encodes 433 amino acids. Gene Ontology annotation, molecular function: ADP transmembrane transporter activity. NCBI's taxonomy places the organism in Eukaryota, Fungi, Ascomycota, Sordariomycetes, Sordariales, Sordariaceae. Gene Ontology annotation, cellular component: membrane. The transcript is spliced from 2 exons. The record is from RefSeq and is a predicted model, not a curated record. Gene Ontology annotation, biological process: transport.
CACCUUCAGCAAGGCUACAUAGUGUAGUUCUAGACCUCGGCAUCUGCCCGACAUUGUCCAACCCCAGGUCUUCUUCCUUUCUCGCAUCAUUGUUACUUACCUAUCAUCAUCGAUUUUUAUAUUGAUUUUCUGCCGUGUCUUCGUUGUUCGCUUGGUUCUCUUUUCUUACCAGCGGUGCUCCUGUUGUUCACGUAACAUUCUUUCCAUCUAGCCAACGUCAAAUUCCCAUUCCACUUUUAUCCCCUCCCCUCCUCUCACCAACUAACUUACCGCUCUAGAUUUCUUACUUCUUUGUUCCACACCAUCAUCACUUAACCCAUCACCACCACCAGCAGUUCCCCUUAGCCUACCCUAACCUAACCUAGCCUAGUUUACAACAACAAUCUCCACCACCAGAGAGAGAGAGACAGACACAAAAAUGCCCCGAGCAUCCAAACUCCUCCCCUCCCUAGGGCACGCCGCCUCCGGCGCCGGCGGUACCAUCAUCUCCACCUUGACUACCUACCCGCUCGACCUCGUCAAUACGCGCCUGAAAGUACAACGCCAACUGCGCGCCGACGGGGCCAUUGGGCCCGAGGACGGGUACCAGGGGGUUUGGGAUGCGUUCCAAGCGAUUUACGAGAGGGAAGGGGGGCUCAAGGCGUUCUUUGCGGGUUUGGGGCCGGAUUUGGGCAAGAGUGCCGCGGAUAGUUUUUUGUUCUUCUUGUUUUAUACGUGGUUCCGCGCCAAACGCCUCCGCGUCAACGAACCCUACCUCAAAAUCCUCGAGGAACUCGCCGUCGGCGCCGCGGCCGGCGCCUGCGCAAAGUUAUUCACCACGCCCGUCUCCAAUGUCGUUACGCGCCGCCAGACAGCCAACCUGAUUUCCUCCUCCUCCUCCUCCUCUUCUUCUGCAUCACGAAGUAGUAACCCGUCUACCCCUACCGACGGCAACAGCCCAGUCCGACGACGACCAAGUUCCCCCCCGGCUGCGGCUGCACCAGACCUCUCCUUCACCGAAACCAUCAUUUCCAUCUACCGCGAGCGCGGCUUGCUCAAUGGGCUAUGGGCUGGAUACUCCGCCAGCCUGGUAUUGACGCUCAACCCCAGCAUGACCUUUUUCCUUCAGCAGAUUCUGAAGCGGAUGUUGGUUUCGAGGGAAAACUGGGAAGAACCAGGGAGAGCCAUCACGUUUGUGAUUGCGGCGCUGAGCAAGGUCAUGGCUACGAGCGUGACGUAUCCGUUCCAGAUUGCCAAGGCGAGGGUGCAGGUUUCUGCGGCGCCUUCGUCGGCAUCGGCAUCGAGGGAUAAUAUUAGUAAGGGGAAGGAGAAGGAAAUGGAGGGGGAAAUGAAGAAGGUGAAGAAAGCAGCAGCUACUACGGGAAGGAGAAGGGAAACCAUCUUCUCCACGGUCCGCCGAAUAGCAGAAACCGAGGGUGUUAAAGCCCUGUACGAUGGCAUUGGAGGGGAAUUGCUCAAGGCGUUCUUCAACCAUGGCUUGACCAUGUUGUCAAAGGAUAUCAUCCAUGGGUUGAUCAUACAGCUGUACUUUGCUGUGGUGGCGGCGUUGAAGGAUUAUAGAAAGAUCAGGGAGAGCGUGAGCAAGAGAGCGAAGAAAGCCGGAGGGGAUAUGAGCAGGUAUUAUAUGCUUGCGACUUUGGCCGCGCAGAUGUUGAGGCAGAGGGGGUUGAGGCAGACACUGGCAAUGGCUGGGGUUCUUGGAAAGGGGAAGGUUGAGUAGGAGUGAAGAGGUGUUGGGUUGAUCAUGAUGGUGGGUGUCGGUGUAACAAUGCGCGGCUGCAUAGGGUG